CCUCCAUCGCUUGUCCUCCACAUCCCCUGAGGUCUUCAAUCUCCUCUUCAACCCCUUUCCUAUCACCAGACUCCAUUCCCUUAGGCUCACAAUGGCUGCUCCCGCCGACAACCAGGUCUUCCGGGCCACUACUACCGCCCCUGUCAACAUCGCCGUCAUCAAGUACUGGGGCAAACGUGAUGCUGUUCUCAACCUGCCUACCAACUCUUCCCUCUCCGUCACGCUUUCGCAGCGUUCCCUCCGUACCCUCACGACCGCCUCUUGCGCACCCUUCUACCCCGCCAAGGACGAGCUGACCCUGAACGGCAACCUCCAAGACAUCCAGUCCUCCAAGCGUACCCUUGCCUGCCUGGCCAGCCUGCGCUCUCUCCGUCGUGAGCUUGAGGAGGCCGACUCUUCGCUUCCCAAAUUGUCCACCUUCCCUCUCCGCAUCGUCUCCGAGAAUAACUUCCCCACCGCCGCCGGUCUCGCCAGCUCCGCUGCCGGUUUUGCGGCUCUCGUUCGCGCCGUGGCAGACCUCUACAAGCUGCCCCAGUCUCCCCGCGAACUGAGCCGUAUCGCUCGCCAGGGAUCUGGCUCCGCCUGCCGUUCCUUGAUGGGCGGCUACGUCGCCUGGCGCGCUGGAAGUCUGGAGGAUGGUAGUGACAGCCUGGCAGAGGAGGUUGCGCCCCAGUCCCACUGGCCUGAGAUGCGCGCCGUUGUCCUAGUUGUCAGCGCUGCGAAGAAGGACGUUCCCAGCACCGAGGGUAUGCAGACGACCGUCGCGACGUCCAACCUCUUCGCUACCCGCGCGAACACCGUUGUCCCGGAGCGGAUGGCUGCCAUUGAGACCGCCAUCCAGAACCGCGAUUUCCCUGCCUUUGCGGAGAUCACGAUGCGCGACUCUAACGGCUUCCACGCCACUUGCUUGGACUCUUGGCCCCCGAUCUUCUACAUGAACGACGUCUCCCGUGCUGCCGUCAGACUUGUGCACGAUAUCAACCGCGCAGUUGGCCGGACCGUCUGUGCUUACACCUUCGAUGCUGGCCCGAACGCUGUCAUCUACUACCUUGAGAAGGAUACCGAGCUUGUUGCCGGUACCAUUAAGGCUAUCCUUGGCGAGGAGGGUGAGGGCUGGGAGGGUCCUUUCUAUGAGCCUCUGAGGAACCUCACCGCCCCGGGUGUGUCCCUGGACCAGGUGGAUCCCCGGACUGUGGAGUCGCUCAAGGAUGGAGUGAGCCGCGUGAUCCUGACUGGUGUUGGUGAGGGCCCCAUCUCGGUGGACGAGCAUCUUGUCAGCGAGAAGGGUGAUAUUCUCUCUUGCUAGAGACUGCAUCUCAUCUGGGAGGCCUGAAACACCCGCAACUAAUGAGUCAAGAGUCCUGAACAACGGAUCAUCUUGAGAUAAGAUACCCAUGCUUUGCAUCUGUUGCAAACUUCCCAGGUUAUUGGUCUUCUAGCAUCGCCAGUUCUAGGAGAUUCAAUUCCGUAUAUACUUCCAAUUGGGCUAUUAAUACCUGCUCCAUACGCCACAUAUAAGCAUUUAAUUGAACCAGAUUAGCUGUCUGAUUCCCUUAAUUUCAAAUCUAUGACUUUUAAUGAC
Messenger RNA from Aspergillus ibericus CBS 121593, 1582 nucleotides. RefSeq names its product diphosphomevalonate decarboxylase MVD1 (gene mvd1). The transcript is spliced from 2 exons. Gene Ontology annotation, biological process: isoprenoid biosynthetic process; isopentenyl diphosphate biosynthetic process, mevalonate pathway. The coding region runs from base 92 to 1306 and encodes 404 amino acids. Gene Ontology annotation, cellular component: cytosol. Lineage: Eukaryota; Fungi; Ascomycota; Eurotiomycetes; Eurotiales; Aspergillaceae. The record is from RefSeq and is a predicted model, not a curated record. Gene Ontology annotation, molecular function: ATP binding; diphosphomevalonate decarboxylase activity.